AGCGCAACGGUUAAGCGCAGGAGGCUGCACCGGGGCUGCCGAGGAAGAGGAAAUCUCAGCAGGAACACGGACAGGGAAAGGGCUGGGGCAGGGGCCGGCAGCGCAGCCCGCAGCCAGCCGGGACGCGCCGCGACGUGCCGGGAGCCCCGGGCACGGAAGCAGGACAAGCCCCGGCGACGGGUGCUGGCUGGCGCGGGGCACCGUGGGCAGGAGGAGGCCGGGAUGGAGAAGUGGGUGUCAGCCCCUCCGUCCCCUGGUGCUGGCCAGGAUCGGGAUGGGCUGGGCAGACACCCCUGGUCCCCACAGCUCCCGCAACUCCCACCGGGCGAGGAGGAGGAGGAGGAGGAGGAGGAGAAGGAUGAGGACAACGACGAUGACGAUGACGAGGACAUGGCGGGGGACACCGGGGGCAUCCUGCACUAUGAGGAGCACAUCGCCGGGCUGCUGGCAACGGUGGCGCGGCUGCACCGGAGAGCUGAAAAGCUGCAGCACCACAAGGGCAGGGAGGAUGAGGGGGGCUGGGAGGGCACCGCCAGCCUCCCCACUGCCAGCCCACGGCCCCGGCACCUUGAUGGCGCACUUGACGCUGGCACCAGUCUGGAAGCCCACAGCCCCGACCUCUUUGCGGACCUGCAGCAUGCUGUGAGCUCGCUGGAGCGCACCGUCUUCUCCCGGCACCGGUGGGCACCGGCGCAGCCUCUGCCUGGCGAGGAGUGGGCGCGAGCAGCUAAGAGCCUGGAGGAGCUGGACCGGACACCGAGCUGGGCUGGGAGGGCGAUGCAUUGGGGCCUGGAGGAGAGAGCGGGCGAGGGGCUGCUGGCAGAGGAGGCUGCGGUGGUGGCAGCGAGGAACGCGGCACUGCGGGCAGCCCUGGGGCGCCGGGACGAGGAGCUGAGCCGGGCCACUGCCUCGAUUCGGGUGCUGCGGGGGGAGCGCGACCGGCUGCAGCAGAAGGUUUGGGACCUGCGGGAUGCUCUGUCCAGACUGGAGGGGUCGGGGUGCUCCGGCAGCGACACCCCCAGGCUCAGCAGCCCCCUGGGGCAAGGGGAGCCCCGGCUGCCCCAGGACCUGCCCCAGUGUGGCGAUAGUGCUCAGCCCCACGGCACUCAGCCCCACGGCAUGCAGCCCCAUGCCCCCCUCUCCCCCCAACCCUCGGAGGGUGCCAGCCGGGAGCAGGAGCAGCGGGUGCAACAGCUGCAGGGGUGCCUGGAGAGGCUGCAGGAGGUGAACCGGCAGCUGGCGGCCGCGCUGCAGGAGUGCAAGAGCGAUGCGGAGCGGCUCAGCAUGGUGCUGGGCCAGCACGAGUCCCGCAGCACCGCCCUGCGCCUGGCCCUGCGCUGCAGCGAACGCUGCGGGUGGGCCUACGCUGCCCUCCUCGACCUGAUGCGGGCGAAGCUGGGCAGGGAGGAGGAUGGUGCCCGUGGUGGAGCUGCAGGGGAGCAGAGCCCAGGGCAUGGAUGGGGGUCCAGCCCCACACCGGCAGAGGGGCCGCAGCUCCCAGGCCGAGCAGAGCCAGGUGGCCAGGAGGAGACUGAGGCCAGCGGCUCCCCCAAGCAGCAGAGCAUCCCGGCACCCCACGGGAUGGAGGAGGGGGCCCUGCGUGAGCACAUUCGCCAGCUGCGUGUGGAGCAGGCGGCCGUGGAGGCGUCCCUGCACGACAUCCCGGCACCCACCCGUGCCAGCACCCACUGCAGCGAGGACACCCGAGCCCGGGCUGAGCGAGCACUGCAGGACGCCAGGGCUCUGCUGCCCGGCUGGAGGCGGCCGGAGAAAGCGGAGCUGCUGCAGGACUUGGCGAUGCUCAAGGAGGCCAUGGCUGACCUGAAGACUCAGCUGCAGCUGGCGGAGAGGGAGAAGAGGGGCCUGGAGGUGCUGGUGGCUGGGCAGGGGCCGCGGGAGGCUGCACUGCGCAUGGUGCUCCAGCACCUGGAGUGGGAGCGGGAUGGGGGGCCCGGCCGCCCUCCCAGCCCCCUCAGCAGCUCCAGCAGCAGCGAGGAGGAUGCCCAAACCAGCCGGGUGGGAGCGGCAGCUCCCCAGCACCCUCCGGACCUGGAAAGGAUGGGGGAAGAGCUGCUCCGUGCCCUGGCCCGGGUGGAGGAGCUGCGCGCCCGGGCGCAGGCUCUGGUGCUGUCCCUGGAGCAGAGCAGUGCCACCAGCCGUGCGCAGCAAGCACAGUGCAUCGCCGUCACCGCAGACUUCUUCCAUGCUCACAGCGCGCUGGCCCUGGCGUACCGCGGCGCCCGGCGGAAGCAGGCAGCCCAGCUGCGGCGGCUGGAGGUGCAGGCGGGUGCCCUGCGCAGGCAGCACGCCCGGCGGGCGCAGGCGCUGGCCCGCAGGCUGCAGGCCCUGGAGCAGGGGACGGCCGGCAGCGAGACCUGCAUCUAAGGACCCCUCAUCACCCCCGAGAUACCCCCACGCCGGGAAGCGCCUGCUGUAUCCCCAGGGAGAAUAAACCACUGAUGCUCGUG
Molecule: messenger RNA, 2468 nt
Organism: Phalacrocorax carbo (great cormorant)
Lineage: Eukaryota; Metazoa; Chordata; Aves; Suliformes; Phalacrocoracidae
Source: RefSeq, a predicted model, not a curated record